Molecule: messenger RNA, 3103 nt
Organism: Cryptotermes secundus
Lineage: Eukaryota; Metazoa; Arthropoda; Insecta; Blattodea; Kalotermitidae
Exons: 8
Coding region: 220-1698 (492 amino acids)
Cellular component (GO): mitochondrion
Molecular function (GO): protein binding
Source: RefSeq, a predicted model, not a curated record
UCAGGUUUCGCUGGAAAGUUGGCGUAAUGUUGUAGUCUGCUAGCAUCAGGAAGUGGGUGUUAAUCGAAAUGCAAAAAAUUUAAUUUCAAAGAUUAAAAGAUUUGUGUACAACAUUUUUGUAUUGCAGUUACAAAUGAUUAUUGUACAACUAAGGAUCAUGAAUGUCAGAAGGAAGUGAUUCAUACAUUAAAUUAAGUGAAUUUAGUGACGAGUGUUAACAUGGCAGCUUCUACAGGGGACAAAACUGUAAAUAAAGUGGCAUUAUGCUCAGCAAUAUUUGCAGGAUUUGCGUAUGUCGGAUAUUCAGUUGUUAGGACAGCAUUCUGUAGAAAACUUGGUCGUCGAGAUGGCGAAGGUUACCCAGAUGAACACCGGCUGUAUUUUCGAAGAUUGUCCCAAACCACACAAACUGAUGUUUUGCUUGGUAAUUUGGACAUGACUGGAUCGGGAAAGGUACUUCUUCGUCCACUGACUGUACAGGAGCGAAUCAGGGAGCUGAAUUUAAGAGCAAGAAUGUUCACUGAUACAAUGUUAGCUAUUCAGGCAAGUGGAAGUUCUCCCCGACACAGCCCCCUGCCAGGACCAAGGAGUUUGCAGUGCUCUCCGUGGAGUUCACCGCGGAUUCUGAGUCCAGUGGAUGUUCGUCACUUCUUAGCAAGCAGAUCUACUGAAAAUCUGUCAGGUCUUGCAAGCCAUGGAGGUCAUGGAGAAUUAGUUGGUUCCCCCAUGAGGCGGCGAUGGCCGCGCAGAUCGCUGCGUCAUUCAAGUCAGUCCAAGAACCGCAGUCCUGAAGGAAAACGAGAGAGUGAGGAAGAAGCUAGAAAAGAAGCAGAGAAGUUGUUACGCGAUGGAGAAGAUGAAUUAAGACUGCGUCUUGAGACUCUUUGUAAUCGUGAUAGAGUGAUGACUAUGCAUGAGGCAAAGAGUUUGGUGGCCCUGCUACACAGCAAUGAUGAACUUCUGCUUGAAAGAACACUCACCACAAUUGGUAACUGUGGAACAUUUUCAGCAAAUCAGGACAUUCUCCGUGAAGCUGGCUGUUUGUUUAGACUCCAGAACCUGUUAAUGUAUCCAAAGAUUAAAGUUCAACAUGCAGCAAUCAAAGCCCUGGGAAACCUGGCUUUGAAUCAAGAAAAUCAAAAGGAGCUUAAAGAUGCAAUACCCCUGUUGCUGACUUGCGUGAAUAAGGAGCAGACUCCAGAGAAGAUGCUGCUCAGUGCUUUACUCACAUUGAGUAAUAUUGCUGUACUGCCAGACUGGCAUGAUGAAUUUUAUCCCGUCCUUCAUGCACUCUACAACAUGGUGGAUUCUGGAAGUCCUCAAGUGAAAUUACAAACACUCAAGUUGCUGGUAAAUCUCUCGACAAAUGAAGAUAUGGUGCCUAGUUUGCUUGCAGCUGAGGCUCCACGGAGACUGAUAUAUUUGCUAGAUCCUUCAACAAAUGAAGACAUCCUGUUGCGGGUUGUGACAUUAUUAGCAAAUCUUACUAAUAUUGCUAAGGAACUGCAGUUAGACCCCACCAUUGACCUCCCUGCUGAGGAUAAGGCUGCUUCUCCAGACACAAUCAGGUAUGCGGCUAUCUAUGGGGUAAAUACUCAGGAGAAAAUGCAGAGUAAAGCCUUUGUCCUCAUGAAUCAACACAGAAAUGAAGAUGUGCGGUUUCAAGCACGUAAAAUGUAUGAGGCUAUUAAAUCCUGAGAGCAGGUUGACUAUACGGAUGGCCACGUGGGCAAACGGCACCCUGUUAUUGUAGUUACAAACCAUUAACUGGUGAUUGUACUUAAAGAGCAAUGUAGGUAGGUUCUAGUCUCUCAUUUUUUAUUUUAUUUUCAUUUUGGUUCAGGUGCUUUGUUUCAGAAGUUGAGUCUAGUCAUUGUUGAUGUUAAGAAUUGAGAUUUUAUUAAUGUUGGAAUGUGUAGGAGUUGGGCCUACUUCUUGUUCUUGGCAGUGUUUAGCCUUCACAGUGACAGUCAGAAGCAAGAUUUAUGUACUCUGAUUGACAUGUAGACUACUAUAAAUGAGGCCUACAAAAGAAAAUAAAGAAAUUAACUAGUUCUGGACUGCAAAAUGCUGUGCCAGAGAAUGUGUAGAAUUCCGAUUGAUGUGUGCUGUAUGUAAAAAUAUAUACACAUUUACAUAUAUGCAUGUGAACAUAUGUAUGACAAUGAAAUGAAGUUGUAUUCAUCUUACCGUGUUUCACAUGUGGUGAAAAUGAUAAAGAAUGGGAAACCCAGCAAAGAAACAUUUAUCAAGAGCACAAAUACUAGAGCUAAAUGAAAUGAUAUGCAGCUACUUUUAUUACUGUGACAUUGUGAAAAGUACACAAACUUGUAAUUUAAUGCAAUAUUUUAGAUUCUUGCAUUUGAAAUAAAACAGCUUAUUUGAAGUGCAUGCCUUCCUUUUCAGUGUUUCAUAUUUCUAUAAGUUUUAGCCAAUCAGUGUUUAUUGUGUCUUGUCUUAUAUUAAUAGUGUUUCAAGAUAGAAAUGAAAUGAAGAUCAGUGUAAAAUUAUGAUAUAGAUAUCUUCUACUAAAGUGUUUUGGUGUUCUGUAAUGGUAUUUCUUUCAUCUGAAAAACUAUAGUGUAUGCAAACAGAACCCCGCAAAAAUAUGGUAGAAAAAUUUAAAAUAAAAAGUUCUGUGCUCUUUAAAUAUAUAUACAGGCAACCCCCCCAACUUAUGAGCCCUUGCAUUCAUGACCAUUCUUUUCAUGCCAGGUUCACUCUGAAAACCCCCCUAAUUGAUGUAAAUUCCACAUGUAAUCUCAAAACUGAAGCAUUCUAUUUGAGUGUGUUGCUGCUGUUUGAAGUGUGCACGUUUUCUUGUUACUGUCCUUUGCUUUAAAUUGUAGUUGUAGUAUUGCUGUGCUUUAUUGACCACUAUGUAUGAUACAAGGAAAAGCAAUACACAGUGCAAAACAAAGCAAGAAGCCAAGAAAAGCUCUUACUUUGGAAAUUAAAAAAGAAGUUUUGAAACAUAUACUGAUUGCUUGUUUAUCUGUCACAACACAGCAACUCUGGAAAUCUCGUUCACAUUAACUGUAUAAACAAACAAACUCAGUGAUUUUAGUCCGCAAGCGAACUAUGCCGACUGCCGCUUGUCGGC